This is a messenger RNA of Rodentolepis nana, 660 nucleotides long. Lineage: Eukaryota; Metazoa; Platyhelminthes; Cestoda; Cyclophyllidea; Hymenolepididae. The record is from the annotation of a GenBank genome assembly.
AUGAAAAUACCGAUUGACUUUCAUUUUUUCCUUCAGAUUAACCCUGCAGAUCAAAAAAUGGAACCCUGGAAUUGGAUAAUGCGUUGGUUAGACAUUAUCGAUCCAGCAGUAAUUGUUGACUUGCUUGAACGUUUCUUCCUUCCCCGCUGGAUUCACUGCUUAUCCGAUUGGCUUGCCCAAGCCGCGGAUGCUCGAAAUCGACGUCUUCCAAAUGCUGGACAGAUAUUCAGUGAAAUCGGUACCUGGUAUUCAGGCUGGAAGAGUCAAAUUCCGACUGCAUUGGCCGACUAUCCCAGUGUAAAGGAUGCGUUCACUCAGGCGCUUAGUCUUAUGGAGCGGGCUAUGAGAGGUGCCCCUAUAGAACCUUUACAACCCUAUGGAAGAAUGGGAGGCUUCAACAAUCAGAGACCCUCUUUCAUUCCUCCCCCAACUCUUCCGCCUAUGCCACCGACUAGUCUUAGGGAGCAAGUGGAACAGACUGCUGCAAGACGAGGAUUUCUUUUCCACCCAAUUGCAAAUCGAUUCCUCGAAGGGAAGCAGGUUUAUCGACUAGAGAGUCAACAGGUGUACUUCGAUCGAAAUGUGGCGUAUUGUUUCAACUCCUAUGACUCUACAUGGCGCCCUGUGUCGUUUUCGGAACUUAUGGCUAUGGCAGAGUAG